This is a messenger RNA of Fomitopsis serialis, 1028 nucleotides long. RefSeq lists its product as uncharacterized. The record is from RefSeq and is a predicted model, not a curated record. The annotation marks the transcript as partial. NCBI's taxonomy places the organism in Eukaryota, Fungi, Basidiomycota, Agaricomycetes, Polyporales, Fomitopsidaceae. The transcript has 8 exons.
CCAUGUUCCAUAGACUGUGGAAAAGUCAGUCACUCAUGACCAUUCGUUGGACCGUCGUCUCGAUGACUUAUAUGAUGCACAGUUGCCGCGGUACCUACGUCAGCUCCUCAGUGAUCGGUCUGCUCCCGAGUAUACUGGACACAGUGAUUUCAGCAAUUCGUGCAUAUGCAGUCAGAAACCGUGGUUUGAUGUGGGCUGCGACAGUGUUCGCGACUAGCAUGUUCGCAGUUAUCGUCAGUGUGUACAACAUAGCUACAACCCAAUUUCAGGUAGUGGAUGUCGAUGGUACCUGGCUCUGCUAUACUAUGGUCCAGACCGAAGGUAGCACAGCUGAAAAAGUGUUCAUUGUUAGUUCAAUGUUCAGCAUACUCUCGCAAGCCAUCGUCGCCGGUCUCACCUGGUCAAGGAUGUUGUUUCUUGUACGACGGCUUGGAAAGGGACAGGCUCGAGUCAACCCAAGAUUAUACGGUAUAUCAUGGUUUUUUCUUCGAGACGGUGCUGUCUAUUUCAUAGCAAUUCUGACUCUACAGCUCGUCAACUGUCUACUCUCGUAUCUUACGGAUGUGUGGUUCUUCGACACUGUCUCUCAAUCGAUUUUGAUAGUCUUAUUGUCGCGGCUCCUGCUCAAUCUCCGGCAGGCCUCUAUCCGAGACGUCAAUCCGGACGAAUCAGGCUCCACAAUCUCCCAUAUGCUGGGUGACCUCACCCACAUAUCAAGCAUCGCCUUCGAACCCCGGCCUGGUGCCGGUGCAGCUGCACACGCUCCCUGCGGUAACACCGAAGAGUAUGAGAUGGACACGAUGAACGAUCUAGGCAAUGACGCCGACGAUACGGAUCAGGCGAAUGUCUACGGCGAUACGGAUAUUCAAGAAGAGCAACGGUAGAAUGGGGAGCUCCUUCAUCCUCCUCGCUCUAUGUGCACAUUCCUGUACGGUACGGGUGUGGAGGUAUAUCACCGCUUCAAAUCAAUGCCGAAAGUAUUUGUUCCUCCUGUGGCUCGGUGCGAUGCCUCACGGGUACAAGCUAGC